Molecule: messenger RNA, 945 nt
Organism: Stegodyphus dumicola
Lineage: Eukaryota; Metazoa; Arthropoda; Arachnida; Araneae; Eresidae
Gene: l(3)80Fj
Product: lethal (3) 80Fj
Biological process (GO): cellular response to amino acid starvation; regulation of translation
Cellular component (GO): cytosol
Molecular function (GO): protein kinase regulator activity; protein binding
Source: RefSeq, a predicted model, not a curated record
AUAUUAUUUUCUUUCAGAGAAACAAUGUUACAUGCUUUACGUUGUAUCAUAAAACCAGCUGGUGAUAAAAUGUCAGAUCAAGUUAGGCGAAGUAUUACAUGUACUGUGACUAGCAUGUUAGGACAUCCAGAUGAUUCUUGUCGUGUUGUUGCUGCUGCCUGUCUCGGAACUUUAUGUGAAUUUCUGCCUAAUGAUGAAUUUGAAGAUAUAGUCAGAGAGAACUUGUUAGAGGAUGAUCCAUCUGUGGAUUGGGUGCUAAGGCAUGGGAGAAGUGUUGCUCUUAUGGUAGCUUUAAAAGAAACACCUUCAAGAAUGUUGAAUGAAGAUUGGACAGACCGAAUUGUUAAAGUUCUUUUGGUGUAUUUGACUGCUGACAGAUUAGCAAUUGUUCUAAGUGGGGUUCGUGCAACUGGAUACUAUAUUGUUCAUAAAUUACAAGAAGGGGAACAACUUCCACAACCCUUACUAACUACAUUCUCAAAGAGUAUGAACCACAACACAAAUGAAGUGAAACAAGCUGUAGCUCUGACCAUAAAUUUCCUGGCUAGAAAGCAAAACCUUCCACUUCAUGUGAUGAAAACCUUUGUACCUCAUCUUGUCAAUGGCACUAAAGAAAAGAACACCAUUGUGAAAUCAAAUAGUGAAUUUGCCCUCGUUGCUGUUCUUAAUUUGCGAAAAGGGGAUGAAACUGCACAGGUUUGUUUAAAUGCCCUUGAUGCUGGUGCUCGUGAAGCAUUACAAGAUGUUAUCACAAAAGUUUUGAAAAAAGUGGCAAGUCAACCAGAGCCCAAGGAAGAAGAGUUAGAUGAUACUUUAUUAACUUGACGAGAGUUGAUGUAUUUAGGUUUAAUUUUUUCUUUAAAAAACAUAAAUGCAGAAGGAAGGCAUUUGUGCUAUAUUCUGUAAAUUACUAUGAAUUUCAAUCAAUAAAAUUUUGGACUUUUA